This is a messenger RNA of Melanotaenia boesemani (Boeseman's rainbowfish), 1412 nucleotides long. Its product is annotated as beta-2-glycoprotein 1-like. Bases 1 to 1290 code for a protein of 429 amino acids. The record is from RefSeq and is a predicted model, not a curated record. The transcript has 9 exons. Lineage: Eukaryota; Metazoa; Chordata; Actinopteri; Atheriniformes; Melanotaeniidae.
AUGUUCCUUAUAGAGAUGAACCAAACUACAGAUGUCCAUAAACCAGAAAGACAUGUGCAACCAAACCCUUAUGAUUUUAAACUAGCUUCUGAUAGGAGGAGGUUGUCACUGCCCUAUUACCCAGCUGCCCUUAUAGUGGCCCCAUCCACACCUGGAUGCAGGGGAUGCCAAAGAGGAUUCAGUGCCAAAAAGAUGGCUCCAACCUUUGCUUUAUUGCUGCUGAGCCAAGCAGCUUUUGUCACACUGGUAACAUCUGGGAAAGUUUGUGGCCGACCUCCUGUCACUGAUGGGAUUGACGUUUCUACCCUGAAACGUGUGUUUGAGGUUGGAGAAGAGGUGACCCUCACGUGUGAACAAGGGUACCUGCCGUCAACAGCAACCCCUCCCAGAAUAACCUGUACUGCCACAGGAGAGUGGACGCCGUCAAACCUGGCAUGUUCCCCCAAGAUGUGUCCGAUCCCCAGACCUCUGCAGCCAUUUGCUAAGGGGAGGACAGAGGCUCCAUUCAAGAGUGUGCUUAACUUCUCAUGCGAUGAUGGGUACGUUAUGAUAGGAGCUAAAGAAAGCACGUGUUUGCAUGACAGUACCUGGAGUCAUCCAUCGCCUCUCUGCAAAGCUGUGAACUGCCCCUUGCCGAAACCACCAAAAGAUGGUAAAAUUGUCCAUGAUAAGCCAGUAACAGGGACCACAGCCAUUUAUGGACAAGGCUGGUCAUACGAGUGCAGUCCACCAAAAGCUCCAAGUUAUGAGAGAGGAUCCUGCAUGUCUAAUGGAAGUACAACUGAACCACCAGUUUGUCGAGAGGUGAGCUGUUUUGCCCCAACAAACAUAACUAAUGGCGUCAUCACAUUUGCUGUAAUAAGACCACAUGGCUACAAGGAAAAGAUUAAGUAUGCCUGCAAUGAGCACUAUAAAAUGGUUGGUGAUGCUGAGAUUCAGUGCCAAAACACAGGAAACUGGUCAUCAAAGCCAGUCUGCAUGGCUCCCUGCACCGUUGGCAUAAAAAGAGGUCGUAUCUUCUACAAUGCCAGGAAGAUCUGGAUCGCUGACUUGAAACCAAACAGAGUCCUCCAUCGAGAGCCUGUUGUCUUUUAUUGUAUGAACAAAACUGAGAAGUGUGGCUACCCUGUGGCCAGCACUUGUAACAAUGGAAAUCUUCCCAUCCCAGAAUGCUUUGAGGAGCCAAGUAAACUGGAUUACAACUUGAGGCCUAAAAGCCUUCCAUCUGAAAUAACAAUGUGUGCUGCUUCGCCUCCUCCAAGCCCGAGAAGCUCUCCAAUACCUGCAUGACAAAAACUGGAUGAUAUGCUGAGACAGACUCCAUCUUUGUUUAAUCUUGUUUGUUCUUUCAUUAUCAACUGAUAAAUAUGUACUGUUUCGCUUAAUUAGAAUAAAAAAAUAAUUAAAAUGUG